Molecule: messenger RNA, 1370 nt
Organism: Xyrichtys novacula (pearly razorfish)
Lineage: Eukaryota; Metazoa; Chordata; Actinopteri; Labriformes; Labridae
Source: the annotation of a GenBank genome assembly
UGUUCGUUUCUCUCAUCUGCUACUUAGAAAGACAAAGGAUCGAUGGGGGGCUGUUGACACCUCCGUGUCCGGCCCGGGUAUAAAGGAGGGCUCUCCGCAGACCUGCAGCAUUCACUCUCCUGCUGCACUUGGAGCGACAACCUCGACAGAGACCCUCGACUACUAUUUUUCAGCUUUUUUCAACUAACAGGCAGAAUGCAGGUGCCAAACAGACCAGUUGGAACUUAUGGAUACUCAGUGCGUAAUUACGCACCAGCAUCGCUCUACCCGCACUAUCAGGGCAGCCAGUGCGCGUCCUCACCGAAGCCUCAGAGUGGGAAAUCUUUCACUAUCGAUGCUCUGCUCGCCAAGCCGGAGGAGACAACAACCUGCCGGGCGAGUCCCACUCACUGCGGGGAGAAGUAUCAGCCAGCAGCUCCGGUUUUGCCUCUACCUGGACACGUUGGUCUACAAUUACCCACAGCACCUUACGUUUACUCUCCGAGCAUGCUGCACUCAGCGGUUCACUCACAGCCUGGAUACUCAGUCUACUGCUGCCCACCUUUCACCUACCAGGCAUCGUGUCGUGGAACAUUUUACGCACAAGGUAAGAGGAAAAGUCCAACUAGGAGAGUCAAACACGCGUAAAAGUCAAAACUGGUUUGUGUUUCCACGGCAGUAUUACUAAAUACAAACUCUUCUUUCAACAGGUUCGAUGUCCAAAGUCAACGCAGGUCUGCACUCCUUCAAAACCAAAGGUGGGAAGUCGAAACGCAUGCGCACUAGUUUCACCAGCGAGCAGCUCUCCCGGCUGGAGAAGGAGUUCGCCCGGCAGCAGUACAUGGUCGGGUCAGAGCGGUUCCUCCUGGCCUCAGCGCUGCAGCUCACAGAAGCUCAGGUAAGAAGUCAUGAAUAGAAACGAAUAACUCAAAUCAUCUCGCUACAUGAACUCGUUUAUUUUCUAAGUCAAGAUCUCUAAAGUGGAUUUUGUUUCAUUUCUCUCCAGGUCAAAGUCUGGUUCCAGAACAGACGCAUCAAGUGGCGCAAACAGAGUCUGGAGCAGCAGCAGGCCAAACUCGCCAAACUGGGUCUAGCUGCUCCACCCAAAAGUCCCGGAUCUCAGGGCCACGGUGAUGAAGGAGAUGAGGAUGAGGAGUUCUCUGACCUGGACGUGGACAUCGAUGUCUCUGAUGACUGUACUGAUCACUGCUGACUGAACCCCUCUGGACUUGUUCAAGGACUUUGUACAUAGUGCUGAGAAAGGAGGCCUGUGUGUCUCCAACUAUGAGUAUUUAAUAGAUGUAUAGUUUUAUAUUUAAGUUUCCACACAUAUCGCUCUUUGAUGAGUCACUUCAUGGUUUUUGUACAUUUUGACUGAAAUAUACAGAAAU